GGAAGUUGGCUGCGCAGCGGGCCGUGGGUGGCUCUUCACCGAGGCGUAGGGGCGCCAUGGCCGCGGACGAGGAUGAGUUGAAUCUUCUGGUUAUCGUAGUUGACACCAACCCAAUUUGGUGGGGAAAGCAAGCAUUGAAAGAAUCUCAGUUCACUCUAUCCAAGUGCAUGGAUGCCGUGAUGGUGCUGGCAAAUUCCCACCUGUUGAUGAACCGCUCCAACCAGCUGGCUGUCAUAGCCAGUCACAUUCAGGAAAGUCGAUUCUUAUAUCCAGGGAAGAACGGCAGACUUGGAGGCUUCUACGGAGACCCUGGCAACCCCCUUCCUGACUGUAAUCCCUCAGGGAGUAAAGAUGGGAAAUAUGAGCUGUUGACAGCUGCAAAUGAGGUGAUCGCUGAGGAGAUCAAAGAUCUGAUGACCAAGAGUGACAUAAAAGGUCAACACACAGAGACGCUCCUGGCAGGAUCCCUCGCCAAAGCCCUUUGCUACAUUCACAGAGUGAACAAGACAGUUAAAGACAAUCAGGAGAUGAAAUCAAGGAUAUUGGUGAUCAAGGCCGCUGAGGACAGUGCGCUGCAGUACAUGAACUUCAUGAACGUCAUCUUCGCUGCUCAGAAGCAGAAUAUUCUCAUUGAUGCCUGCGUCCUUGACUCGGAUUCAGGGCUCCUCCAGCAGGCUUGUGACAUCACAGGGGGACUGUACCUGAAGGUGCCUCAGAUGCCUUCUCUCCUGCAGUACUUACUGUGGGUUUUUCUUCCGGAUCAAGAUCAGCGAUCUCAGCUAAUCCUCCCGCCCCCGAUCCAUGUGGACUACAGGGCUGCCUGCUUCUGUCACCGAAGUCUCAUUGAGAUUGGCUAUGUCUGCUCAGUGUGUCUGUCCAUUUUCUGCAAUUUCAGCCCUAUCUGCACCACAUGCGAGACAGCCUUUAAGAUCUCCCUCCCGCCUGUCCUGAAGGCGAAGAAGAAGAAACAGAAGGUGUCCCUGUGAUGGGCAACACAAGCUUCCUCAUCUCCCACCACAUGUGGACUCUCGUGGGGAACAUGGAGGAAUUGCUUAAAACAUGGUUUUUGUCCUGUGCUUCUCAUGCAGGGAGCUGAAGUGUCCGCCAAACCUCUGGUUUUAUCUGGAAAGGGGGACAAACGCAAGUCAGGACAUUUUUGUUUGUAGUUUUAGCAGUUGCUUGGCAGAAGCCAGCUGCUGCUGUUUUGUGUGUUGUCACUUGGCUUUGAACCGCAGCCCUGCACAUGCCAGGCCAGCACCCCACCACUGAGCUGCAGUCAGCCCCUUGGGAUUUUGUUUUCAGAUGAUCCCCUGUCAAAGCUUAUUGGGGUAGAUUCUGGGUCUUUUGCACUUGAAGUUGGGCAGUGUGUGAAGUUGGAAUGCAGCUCAGGAAGAUGACCAGCAUUGGGUCAUUGUAUCAGUCCUGACAGAGCAUCUUAGCUGGACAGGUAGUACACGCCUGGAAUCUUGAAUUCGGGAGGCUGAGACAGGAAGGUUUGGCGUUCAGAUCUUGCUUCAGAUAUGUAUAAGAUCCUGUCUUUUAAAAAAAGAACAUUUUACUUCAAAUAAAGUGUUUCCUUUAACUAUUUUCAAAAGUAACCUGGCCUAAAGGCACACACCUUCAAUCCUAGCACUCAGGGAGCAGAGACAGGUGCAUCUCUGAACUUGAGGCCAGCCUGGUCUACAGAGUGCGUUCACACCAACCAAGGUUUUAUUUUGCUACCUUAUUUACAAAAAACCAAUAACAUCAAUAUUGGAGAACUGAAUGCUAAAAAUGUAAAUGAGUUCAGUAAUAAAAAUCCUAUUUUUAUAUUUA
Messenger RNA from Psammomys obesus (fat sand rat), 1815 nucleotides. RefSeq names its product general transcription factor IIH subunit 3 (gene Gtf2h3). The transcript has 13 exons. Gene Ontology annotation, cellular component: transcription factor TFIIH holo complex; transcription factor TFIIH core complex. The record is from RefSeq and is a predicted model, not a curated record. Lineage: Eukaryota; Metazoa; Chordata; Mammalia; Rodentia; Muridae. The coding region runs from base 57 to 986 and encodes 309 amino acids. Gene Ontology annotation, biological process: nucleotide-excision repair; regulation of DNA-templated transcription.